GGCGGCGGGGCAGCCUCGGCGCGUCCUCUGAAGGCCUCAGUGGGGCGCUCUCGGCCGCAGCUUGGCCGGGGCGGGGCGGGGAGGAGCCCCCGGGAAGAAGAGGCCCGAUCCUCGCCCGGAGGCCUUGGCCGCGUGCGGAGAGGCUCCCCGAGGCUUGCCCUGCCCCGCUCGCCGCGCUGCUCCGCCGCUGCCCCGGAACGGCCGCCCGCCCAGAUGAACGCCUCCGCCGGGAGCAGCUACCCGAUGGCGUCGCUGUACGUGGGGGACCUGCACCCCGAGGUGACGGAGGCGCUGCUCUACGAGAAGUUCAGCCCCGCUGGGCCCGUCCUCUCCAUCCGCGUCUGCCGGGACAUGAUUACCCGGCGCUCGCUGGGCUACGCCUACGUCAACUUCCAGCAGCCCGGCGACGCUGAGCGAGCCCUGGAUACCAUGAACUUUGAUGUAAUCAAAGGCAAGCCCAUCCGCAUCAUGUGGUCUCAGCGGGACCCCUCUUUGAGGAAAUCGGGCGUGGGGAAUGUCUUCAUUAAGAACCUGGAUAAAUCCAUAGACAACAAAGCACUUUAUGACACGUUCUCUGCCUUUGGGAACAUCCUUUCUUGCAAGGUGGUGUGUGAUGAGAACGGCUCCAAGGGCUAUGCUUUUGUGCACUUUGAGACACAAGAUGCCGCAGACCGCGCCAUCGAGAAGAUGAACGGCAUGCUGCUGAACGACCGCAAAGUGUGAGUGUCUCAGCCAGAAGCUGAGACAUGAUGCAUCUCAGUAUUAACCCACCAGGCUGCUGGUUCUCCUGGCCCAAGCUUUGGCCUGCUGCCUGUCUCCUCCAGGGCUGGUAAGACCCUCAGUGUUAAAGUGAUGACUGAUCCGGCUGGGAAAUCCAAAGGUUUUGGCUUCGUGAGUUUUGAAAAGCAUGAAGAGGCCAGCAAGGCAGUAGAAGAAAUGAAUGGAAAAGAUAUCAAUGGGAAAAUUGUGUUUGUGGGUCGUGCACAGAAGAAGGUGGAGCGGCAGGCAGAGCUGAAGCGCAGGUUUGAGCAGCUGAAGCAAGAGAGGAUCAGUCGUUACCAGGGAGUUAAUCUCUACAUCAAGAACUUGGAUGACACAAUUGAUGACGAGAAGCUGAGAAAGGAGUUCUCUCCAUUCGGAUCCAUCACAAGUACUAAGGUGAUGCUGGAAGAUGGUCGAAGCAAAGGCUUCGGCUUCGUCUGCUUCUCCUCCCCAGAAGAAGCCACCAAAGCCGUAACUGAGAUGAAUGGGCGCAUUGUGGGCUCCAAGCCGCUGUAUGUGGCCUUGGCCCAGAGGAAGGAGGAGCGCAAGGCCCACCUCACCAACCAGUACCUGCAGCGCAUCGCCGGCAUGAGAGCUCUGCCAGCGAACACCAUUGUCAGCCAGUUCCAGCCGGCUUCCGGAGGGUAUUUCAUGCCCGCUGUGCCCCAGGUUCAGAACAGACCCACAUACUAUGCACCUAACCAGAUAACUCAGAUGAGACCCAAUCCACGCUGGCAGCCAGGAGGAAGGCCUCAAGGCUUCCAAGGUAUGCCCAACAGUAUGCGCCAUUCUGGGCCGCGGCCAACACUGCGGCAUUUGGCUCCCACAAAUACAGCUCAAGCAUCCCGUAGUUUGCCUGGUGCUUCCCAGAGGAUUGGGGUUGCCGCCACGGCCCCAAAUCUGGUUCCUCGGCCACCUGUAGCCACCCAAGCUCCCAGGGCUGUUCCACCCUACAAAUAUGCUGCAGGCAUCCACAGUCCCCACCCAGCAGUCCAGCCUUUACAGGCCCCGCAGCCUGCUGUUCACGUCCAGGGACAAGAGCCCUUGACGGCAUCCAUGCUGGCUGCUGCACCCCCCCAGGAGCAAAAGCAAAUGCUGGGAGAACGUCUCUUCCCGUUGAUCCAGGCAAUGCACCUCAGUCUGGCAGGGAAGAUAACUGGGAUGCUGCUGGAGAUCGACAAUUCAGAGCUGCUACACAUGCUGGAGUCUCCAGAAUCCCUCCGCUCCAAGGUGGAGGAAGCAGUGGCGGUGCUACAGGCUCACCAAGCAAAGAAGGAAGCUGCCCAGAAGGUGGGCAUCAUUACUGCUACCUCGUAAACCAAGCAUGCUAGUCUUGUAAAGAACAAAUGGACUCUGAAGAAAUCAUUUCAUUCUGCAUAUUUCAACAUUUCUCAACAAUUUUCAGUGUGUAAAGCUCUUAAUAUGCUUCAUUUAAAAAUACUAAAAAAAUCAAAUUCCAUAUGCAAGGAUUUAUUUUCCUGGCCAAGAGGUGGACAUCUUGUCUUUCCUUGUGGGAUAAUGACAUUUUUGGACUUGAUUUUAAUUAGACAAUCCCAUUUGCAAAGUCAAUAAACAGAAGUAUUUUAUGAAA
Molecule: messenger RNA, 2353 nt
Organism: Notechis scutatus (mainland tiger snake)
Lineage: Eukaryota; Metazoa; Chordata; Lepidosauria; Squamata; Elapidae
Source: RefSeq, a predicted model, not a curated record